This is a messenger RNA of Cricetulus griseus (Chinese hamster), 3051 nucleotides long. The record is from RefSeq and is a predicted model, not a curated record. NCBI's taxonomy places the organism in Eukaryota, Metazoa, Chordata, Mammalia, Rodentia, Cricetidae.
UGCCGUUUCCUUGUGCUGGGGAUCGUGUGCCCUCCUGCCAGAGUCAGGCUCCUCCCCCUCGGCGCGGAUGACACUAGAACCUCCUUAAGUUGCGUCGCGCCACAGCUGUCUGCGAACACUGAGCUGCCUGGCGCCGUCUUGAUACUUUCAGAAAGAAUGCAUUCCCUGUAAAAAAAAAAUACUGAGAGAGGGAGAGGGAAAGACAGAGAGAAAAAGAGAGAGAGAGACUGAGAAAGCAAGACAUAGAGAGCUACGCAAUCUGACCGGGCAGGUCACACGCCUCCUCCUCUCCUUGUUACUCAGGUGACCGGAGGAGCAACCGUCUCUGAGCGCCAAGGAACGAGUGUGCAGUGUGGCCACACUUGGAUUCCAGUGUCCUUUCUUCUUUUUUCAUUUGGCCUCUUAGCCGCUUCUACCUUUUUUUUUUUUUUUUGGAGGGGGUCUCCCUCUUCCUCCCCCUCCCUUCCUUUUUAUUUCUUUAUUUGCCUUUUCUUUUUUUCUUUCUUUCUUUUGGUCAAAUUAUCCUACAAAGAUUUUUCUUUCCUCCCUAACCCUCUUUUUUUGCUCACCUUUUCUAUUCACUUCACUACAAACAAACCAUUAAACGACCCCUCUCCCGGGCCUCCGACAGCAGGAGUCGUCGGACCUCCCAGGCCGACAGCCCUCCCUCUAUCCGCGAGGGUUCCGGGCCCGGCGAGAGAGCGCGAGCGUAGCCGAGGGCAUGGAGGUGACUGCGGACCAGCCGCGCUGGGUGAGCCACCACCACCCCGCGGUCCUCAACGGGCAGCACCCGGACACGCACCACCCGGGCCUCGGCCACUCGUACAUGGAGGCUCAGUACCCCCUGACGGAAGAGGUGGACGUACUUUUUAACAUCGAUGGUCAAGGCAACCACGUCCCGUCCUACUACGGAAACUCCGUCAGGGCUACCGUGCAGAGGUAUCCUCCGACCCACCACGGGAGCCAGGUAUGCCGCCCACCUCUGCUGCAUGGAUCCCUGCCCUGGCUGGAUGGCGGCAAAGCCCUGAGCAGCCACCACACCGCCUCGCCCUGGAACCUCAGUCCCUUCUCCAAGACGUCCAUCCACCACGGCUCCCCGGGGCCGCUUUCCGUCUACCCUCCGGCCUCAUCUUCUUCUCUGGCCGCAGGCCACUCCAGUCCGCAUCUCUUCACCUUUCCGCCCACCCCUCCGAAGGAUGUCUCCCCAGACCCGUCGCUGUCCACCCCGGGAUCGGCCGGCUCCGCCAGGCAAGAUGAGAAAGAGUGCCUCAAGUAUCAGGUGCCGCUUCCUGAGAGCAUGAAGCUGGAGACAUCCCACUCCCGAGGCAGCAUGACCACCCUGGGAGGGGCCUCGUCCUCAGCCCAUCACCCUAUCACCACCUAUCCGCCCUACGUGCCCGAGUACAGCUCCGGACUCUUCCCACCUAGCAGCCUGCUGGGAGGAUCACCUACCGGGUUCGGGUGUAAGUCGAGGCCCAAGGCACGAUCCAGCACAGAAGGCAGGGAGUGCGUGAACUGUGGGGCAACCUCCACCCCACUGUGGCGACGAGAUGGUACUGGGCACUACCUUUGCAACGCCUGUGGACUGUACCAUAAAAUGAAUGGACAGAACCGGCCCCUUAUCAAGCCCAAGCGAAGGCUGUCAGCAGCAAGGAGAGCAGGGACAUCCUGUGCAAACUGUCAGACCACCACCACCACCCUCUGGAGGAGGAACGCUAAUGGGGACCCGGUCUGCAAUGCCUGUGGGCUCUACUACAAGCUGCACAAUAUUAACAGACCCCUGACUAUGAAGAAGGAAGGCAUCCAGACCCGAAACCGGAAGAUGUCUAGCAAAUCCAAAAAGUGCAAAAAGGUUCAUGACGCGCUGGAGGACUUCCCCAAGAGCAGUUCCUUCAACCCAGCUGCCCUCUCCAGACACAUGUCAUCCUUGAGUCACAUCUCCCCGUUCAGCCACUCCAGCCACAUGCUGACCACACCGACGCCCAUGCACCCGCCCUCUGGGCUCUCCUUUGGACCUCACCAUCCCUCCAGCAUGGUCACCGCCAUGGGGUAGAGAGGGAGAGCCCUGCUCCAUAUGCACGAGGAGUUUCCAAGUCCACAAAGAAUCCCUCUGACCCCUUCUACUUGCGUUUUUGCAGGAGCAGUAUCAUGAAGCCCGAAAGCGACAGAUCUGUGUUUUUGAAGGCAGAAAGCAAAAUGUUUGCUUCUUUUUCAAAGGAGCUCCCGGUGGUGUCUGUGUUCCAACCACUGAAUCCGGAUCCCAUUUGUGAAUAAGCCAUUCAGACUCAUAUUCCCUAUUUAACAGGGUCUCUAGUGCUGUGAAAAAAAUAUUGCUGAACAUUGCAUAUAACUUAUAUUGUAAGAAAUACUGUACAUUUGAGGAAGACUUUAUUGUACCUGGAUAGCUGUAAGAAAGGCAUGAAGGACGCCAAGAAUUUUAAGGAAUAUGGGGAAAAUAAAGUAUGGAGGGAGAUACAGAAGAAACUAAGUCUUGAUGUCCAAAUGGGCACGCUGUCAGUUUUGUUUCCCUUUAGUUGUUUGAUGCAUUAAAAAAAGAGAGAGAGAGAGAAAAAAAAAGAAAAAAAAAGAAAUGAAAAAAAAAAGAAAAGAAAAAAAAAUCCAAGAAAAAAAUGUUGUAGGCAAAUCAUUUGUUCCGGGCUGUGAGCCUUUGCAAAGGAAAUUUCAGAUCUGGGCAAUCAGUGUGAAAUCUCACCAAUUGCCAGUGAGGAUUUAAGAAUGUCAUGUCUAGGCCUCCAUGCUCUGUGAACCAGUCCCUGUAAUUGUUGUUUGUAUGUAUAAUUCUGAAGCACCAAAAUAAGAAAAGAUGUAGAUUUAUUUCAUCAUAUUAUACAGACUGAAUUGUUGUAUAAAUUUAUUUACUGCUAGCGUUAAGAACUGCUUUUUUUUUUCUUCCAGUUUUAAUGUUUUCCUUUUUCCUGGAUUUUCGGUUGAAUAAACUAGCUUGCUUUCAGUUGACCUAAGGUGGAUGUACUCUGGAGGGUUAUUUUUCCUUCUAUUUUUUGAUGAUAUUUAUUAAAUAGCUUCCACGGG